Messenger RNA from Trichomycterus rosablanca, 796 nucleotides. RefSeq names its product crystallin, beta B1 (gene crybb1). NCBI's taxonomy places the organism in Eukaryota, Metazoa, Chordata, Actinopteri, Siluriformes, Trichomycteridae. Gene Ontology annotation, biological process: visual perception; lens development in camera-type eye. Bases 1 to 696 code for a protein of 231 amino acids. The record is from RefSeq and is a predicted model, not a curated record. The transcript has 5 exons. Gene Ontology annotation, molecular function: structural constituent of eye lens.
AUGUCUCAGCCAGCCAAGUCUGCCUUAGGCCAAGGCUCUGAUGUCAAGGAUAAGGGAGCCCCUGCCCAUCCAGCCUCUAGCAAGGCCAGUAAGACCGGAAAUCCUGGAAUGGGCAACUACAGAAUGAUGCUGUUUGAGCAGGAGAACUUUCAGGGAAGGAUGACGGAAGUCUGUAACGAUUGCAUGAAUAUUUGUGAUCAUGGAAUGGACAGAGUCCGUAGUAUAAUUGUGGAGUGUGGCCCCUUUGUUGCCUUUGAGCAGACUAACUUUCGUGGGGAGAGGUUUAUCUUGGAAAAGGGAGAGUAUCCUCGCUGGGACACCUGGUCCAACAGCUAUCGCAGUGAUUGCCUCAUGUCUUUUAGGCCCAUCCGGAUGAACCCUAUGGAGCACAAGAUCUGCCUGUAUGAGCUGUCUGACUUCCAGGGAAACAAGAUGGAGAUCCAUGAAGAUGAUGUCCCUACCCUCUGGGCACAUGGUUUCUGUGACAGAGUGGGCAGUGUGAAAGUCCCAGGUGGAGCCUGGGUGGGAUACCAGUACCCAGGUUACAGAGGCUACCAGUAUCUGUUCGAGUGCGGCGACUACAGACAUUACAAUGAGUUUUGUGCCUUUCAGCCACAGAUUCAGUCCAUUCGCCGUGUGAGAGACAUGCAGUACCACCAGCAUGGCGGUUUUAUCAUGAAUGCUGCUAAAGAAUGAAUUAGUCCACAUAUAGACUUGUGGCAUAAAGAUCAGCCUUCCUAUAGUGCUUUUUAAGCCCUAUUCUGCCCUUUCUUUACACUGAUUGAUAUAAAUUGUA